This is a messenger RNA of Neolamprologus brichardi, 432 nucleotides long. Lineage: Eukaryota; Metazoa; Chordata; Actinopteri; Cichliformes; Cichlidae. The record is from RefSeq and is a predicted model, not a curated record.
GCUCCGCCUUCUUCUCGCGACCAUUAAUAGGUCUCUGGCUGCUGACUGAGAACGACUGCACCGUCACAGGAGAGAAAAAUGAUUAACUGGAAGGCUUUGGACAACGUCCCCUUGCUUUUCUACAUCUUAGCCCUGAAGACGCUGCUGCUGUGUCUGGGGUUUGCUGGGGUGAAGAUCUACCAGAGUAAGAAAGCAGAGGCGGUCCUGAAGAAGCAGCAGGCUGAGAAGAGGAGGCUGGCCCAGCAGACGCAGGAGCUCAUCGACAACCUGAAGGAAGACUGACGAGUGGAGGGAGAGGAGCAGAACCUGCUGUACACGGGGAAGAGAUGGUAAUUACAUGAUAAGCAACAAACAACGCAUGACGGCACCACUGGUUGUUCUAAAUGUCUUUCUUUUAUUUGCAGUUUGGUUUAUUAUUAGUUAUAUAUGGAG